AUGGCGCUGAUCCGCCUAUGUAGACCCCUUCUCAUUGUAUUGCUACAAAAGGGAACACGCGCCUAUCCCCGUUGGUCCUUAACGAGGCGACGACCACCCCCAUGGCUACCCACCCUAGCCCUAACUGAAGAAGAAAAUCUUGACGCGCACCCCUCCUUCACCACCAUACUUAUCUCCUCCUUAUCACAUCAACAAAAAAGGAGAUUUCGGGUACGAACAGAACUUCUUUUAUUCCUUUUAGGGACAAGUAUUUGGGCAACAAAUGCCGAACCUUUGAAAUACGAAGUACCCACGGAAAUCAUCAUAGCCAAGAACAAACAUGAUGCCGAUGAGAUAAUUAGCCCAUUAGGGCAGUCACCUUUUAUCUCAAACUUCAUUCAAAAAGGAACUAAUGUCUUUUUUAAACCACAAGUUCUGCUCUCUCCAAGAAUAGUACAACAACCAACACUGGUCGAUUGCAACACACCACCAUUAGUGCCUGCCUUAUCUAUGCCUACUGUUCCAGAGCAAAUUGUAUUGGACGAACCUCUAAGAAUUGUAGAGACAACUUUGCCUGGAAGUAAUCUGCCUGUGCCGCACGUAGAAGAAAUAAUAGAUAUAAAACCAGCAUCAAUAUAUCAUAAACCAAUGGGACCAAUUUACGAUCCACCUGUAUUGCCACCUCUACCGCCAUCUUUGCCGGAAAUUCCAGUAUUGCCACCUCUACCCCUACCUCUGCCGGAAAUUCCAGUAUUGCCACCUCUACCGCCAUCUUUGCCAGAAAUUCCAGUAUUGCCACCUCUACCGCUACCUUUGCCGGAAAUUCCCAUUGUUGUUCCAGAUUAUAAUGUGAUAGAUAAUUGUGUAGAUAUUCCUGCUUCACCCAUAUUGCCCAUUAUUAAACCUGAAGUUAAUUUUGUGUUGGAACAGGUCAUACCCGAAUCCUCUUCGGUUUCUGAAAUUGAUCUUUCCGAAUUGAAUGUAAUGCACGAGCAUAACUCUGUGCUUAUUCCAGAAGCUCCUAUAUUGCCUCCACUGUCUCCAAUUCCUGAGCUUCCAGCUCCAGUUAUUAUGGAAGAACCAAUUCAAGUUCCAUGCAUUCUUGAGGUUUCGCAAUCAUCAUUAGAAAAUGAUGACCUAAGUAAAUUGCCAAAUAUUCCCGUUGCACCUGAACUGCCACCUUUGACUUUACCUGAACUUCCUGUUCCUGUAUCAGUACUAAAUCCAAUUUUACCUGCAACUGUGGUUGUUGAAGCUAGUGAAAGCAAUGAAAUAACACAUACAUCUCCUAAUUAUUUCAACGACGUAAAUUUCCCUACAAAUAUUCCACCAGCACCGGUGUUACCCCCCUAUGCACCAAUUAAUGUACCUGCGAUAAUUGAAGAAACCCUACAUAUUUCACAAGGUUCAGAAUUGUCAGCUAGCCAGCCAGUAGUAGAAAUUCACGAAUAUAUAAAACCUUCAGUAAUUCCGGACACCCCUUUAUCGUCGAUUAAUUGUUUACCUGAACUUCCUUUGCCUGCGUUUAACGACGAGACUUCACUUAUCAUUCAAGAAAAUGUAGAAAAUAUCAAACCUGUAGAAAUACCUGCUGCUCCACUGUUACCACCCCUAGCCCCUCAUACAAUACCUUAUAUUGUAAACGAACCCGUAGAAGUAGCGAUACCUAGUUUUUUACCCGAACAUAUGCCUAUUUUAGUGCCUGAAUUACCUCAUAUAGCAGUGCCCACUCUAUCUAAAGAAUCAUCGCUGUCAUCAACUGUCUUGUCUACUAAAGAAAAUAUUCUUUCAUUUUUAUCAGGACUAUUUACGCCUCAUUUACCUUCAAUUGAUGAUAAAAUUGUAAUUCCUUCUGUACCUAAAACUGAACUUAUAUCAUUCCCAACAACAUGCAUACAAAAUAUUAUUUUGAAAAGGGUUCUACCAAAUAUUUUAAACGAGCAUAAUUUGAAAGUAGAAGGUAAUGUACCAAUUAUAUCCGCUCCUUCUCCCUAUAUACCUAUACAACCCGUAGGACUCCCGUUAUUCUAA
Messenger RNA from Achroia grisella, 2010 nucleotides. RefSeq names its product titin-like. The transcript has 3 exons. Bases 1 to 2010 code for a protein of 669 amino acids. Lineage: Eukaryota; Metazoa; Arthropoda; Insecta; Lepidoptera; Pyralidae. The record is from RefSeq and is a predicted model, not a curated record.